Messenger RNA from Rotaria sp. Silwood2, 327 nucleotides. Lineage: Eukaryota; Metazoa; Rotifera; Eurotatoria; Philodinida; Philodinidae. The record is from the annotation of a GenBank genome assembly.
ACUAAAAAACAAUUACAGCUAAUAUCGAAAACAGAAAAUAGUACUUUAUGCCAAUCAAAACAAUCUCACCCGACGAAAGAUAUUACAUCAUAUUUGCCAACGCCGACACCUCGUUCAAGAAUUCCAAAUUCACAUGAAUAUUAUCCAACUGUCUUAUUUAAUUCGACAAUCAAUAAUCAAACGACUUCGGCUUACGCUCAACUUAUGAUUGAUUCAUCGUUGCCAUCAGUUCAUCCACAACAAUCAGAAAUAAGACGUCGUAGUAGUUCAACGAAUGAACAAGCACCAUUAACAAUAAAUUAUCAACCAUCUAGCGGUACGUUAUUA